AUGGUGGUGAUGAUGAUGGGGGUAGUGCUGGAGCUGCUGGUGGUGCUGAUGGUUAUGGUGGUGGUGGUGAAGGUGGUGUUGAUAAUAACGAUGGUGGUGAUGAUGCCUCCUGCGCGGACUGGGCGCCGCCCCGGGUCCGCGCUGCGUGCGCGCUGGGAGCUCGGUCCUCUGGUCCUCUGCGCGCAGCAGGGCGCCAGGCCGUCGGCUGCCCCGGCCCCGCAGCCGGAGCUGCGGGAGGGCGGAGGAGGGAGAUUCCGGAGUACGGGGCUGCGGCAGGAGGGGCCCCUGGGCGCGGGGGCGGGCGCGGCGUCGCUGCCCGGGGCGCUCAGCUUCGCGCUCCUGGCGGCCGCCAUCGGCACGGACUUCUGGUACAUCAUCGACACCGAGCGGCUGGAGAGGAGCGGCUCGGGGGCGCAGAACCUGCUGGGGGUCGCCAACCGCAGCCAGCCCGAGCCUCUGAGCUCCCACUCCGGCCUCUGGCGGACCUGUCGGGUCCAGAGCCGGUGCAUGCCACUAAUGAACCCCUUCUGGCAGGAGAAUGUGACAGUCAGCGACUCGAGCCGACAACUUCUCACCAUGCAUGGGACGUUUGUGAUUCUGCUGCCGCUCAGCCUGAUCCUGAUGGUUUUUGGGGGGAUGACGGGCUUUCUGAGCUUCCUUCUCCGAGCCCCCCUCCUCCUCCGGCUCACUGGGAUUCUCUUCCUCUUUGGAGCCGCGGUGACCCUCGCCGGGAUCAGCGUCUACAUCGCGUACUCGGCCGCCGCCUUCCGGGAGGCGCUGUGCCUCCUGCAGGAGAAGGCCCUCCUGGACCAGGUGGACAUCCGCUUCGGCUGGUCCCUGGCCCUGGGCUGGGUCAGCUUCGUCGCCGAGCUGCUCACUGGGGCGGCCUUCCUGGCAGCAGCCCGCGUGCUCAGCCUGAGAGGGAGGCAGGACCAGGCCGUAUGAACCCGCGCGGAGGUCCCGGUGGAGGGUGG
Molecule: messenger RNA, 974 nt
Organism: Galeopterus variegatus (Sunda flying lemur)
Lineage: Eukaryota; Metazoa; Chordata; Mammalia; Dermoptera; Cynocephalidae
Gene: TMEM114
Product: transmembrane protein 114
Exons: 6
Coding region: 1-945 (314 amino acids)
Cellular component (GO): apical plasma membrane
Source: RefSeq, a predicted model, not a curated record